AACUGGGCUCUAGUACGCAGCUUUGACAAGAUGAUGUUUUAGUUCAACGAGUUGAAAGAAGUUUACCUUUUUACUGUAAUUCAGUUUUUUCCCAGCAAAAGUUGAUUAUAAAAAAGAAUAAGGGAGAUGAACGCCCGUGCUAUUCACUAAUGGCCUCGAAUCACUCACAGAAAGACCAGUUUUAUGAUAAUAUUGACGACAGUGACGACCAAGCUGUACCUGAUGUGAUUACAAAAUACAGCAAAAAAAAAUCGUCAAAUGAACGAGAUCUUGGCUCCGGAGGAUUCACAAAAACUCGAUAUAAACUAGAGAGAAAGGAUGAAGCUUCCAGCUCUUUACUUAAUGAAGGCCGUUCRUCAUCAGCAAGUUUUAGCACAACAGCUUCAGUUGAGUUUGGAUCUGAAGAAAAUAUUGAUGAAUACAAAUCAGAGCAAUUGUUUUGGUUACGACAUCCAAGAGUCAGAGAAAAUUGUAAAACUGUUACUGCUGCAUUUUUAUUGUUCCUUGCAGGAUUUGUUUUUCUCAUUGCUGGAAUAGCCCUUGCUUCAGUGCAACAAGAUGAGGAAAACAAUCACAAAGCAAUAAUAUUUUUUGUAUGUGCUGCUAUUUGCAUCAUCCCUGGAGGAUACCAUAUUAUAUACAUCUACAGGGCUACAAGAGGAGAAAGGGGCUAUAACUUUGAGAGUAUUCCAUCAUUUAAGUAAUGAUCUAUGUACAUAUUAAUUUAUUAAUAAGACCUUGAAGUUCCUGCAUAUGAUACAUUUUUUCAUAGUGGUAUAAAUAAUUUAUGUUCUAUUACAUUUGGGGAAUCUCUAUUAUUUUUUUGAAAUGUGCAAAAAAAUAAAGAAUUUACAUCAUUG
Molecule: messenger RNA, 860 nt
Organism: Actinia tenebrosa (Australian red waratah sea anemone)
Lineage: Eukaryota; Metazoa; Cnidaria; Anthozoa; Actiniaria; Actiniidae
Product: transmembrane protein 134
Source: RefSeq, a predicted model, not a curated record